This is a messenger RNA of Owenia fusiformis, 1285 nucleotides long. NCBI's taxonomy places the organism in Eukaryota, Metazoa, Annelida, Polychaeta, Sabellida, Oweniidae. The record is from the annotation of a GenBank genome assembly.
CUGGAAUAUUUUGCACCUCCCUCGUAUGCUGUUUUAAUGUUUCAUUUAUUGAACAUAAAAGUAAGUAUUGUGAUGCAUGUAGUAUUUGCAUAUAACUUAGUCAUACAUACAUCAUAGAUGACAUUUCAAUAAGAUUAUCAGAUAGACUCAUCCACAAGGAUAUCAAUAAGUGCCAAGAUGUUCCCGAGAUACUCUUGGUUAAUUCUGGCCCUUGGUAUUCUAGGGAUACGAGGAAUUCUAGGGAUUCCAGGAACUCUAGGAAAUCAAGUAAUUCCAGGGAUUCCAGCUGACGGUUUGAAUAUAACGAAUAUAACGAAACCACACUAUAGUGAUUACCACGAAUGCAGGCCUGUGGAUGAAGAUGAAGAUGGACUAUGUGUAGAAGAGUGUACAAUGAAGAAUGAGACAGCAAAAAUAGAAGAUUCAUGCACUAAUGAUACAAUGUGUUGCUUCAAUGGAUGUGGGCAUACAUGUGAGACUGGUAUCCCAUUGGACAAGCUAUCAAGCCUAUCAGGUGACAACCAACCUAAACUGUGUUCCCAGCCAAAGAAAACAGGCAAAUGCAAGCAAGUUAAAGGGAUCCGUUUCUACUAUGAUAUGCAGGAUAACACUUGCAAAGAGUUCAAAUACAGAUGCAGUGGCAAUGAUAACAGAUUUGACACAAAAAUGAAAUGUGAAAAGACAUGCAUGGUGUCAGACAUCUGCACUUUGUCAAAGCAGAAAGGACAGAAAAGUUGUAAAUCCAAGAAGGUUACAAGAUUUUACUAUGACUCCAAGACAAAGAUGUGCAUAGAAUUUCCAUAUAGUGGUUGCGGAGGUGGAAAUGCUAACAACUUUGAAGACAAGGAAACAUGCAUGAAUUCCUGUGAUACAUGUAAGCUGCCAAAACGUGUUGGCCCAUGUGAAGCCAAGAUUUCUCGUUACUUCUACAAUCCAGAAACAAAAAUGUGUGAGAUGUUUUACUAUGGAGGAUGUGACGGAAACAGAAAUAACUUUGAGACAAAGAUGGAGUGUGAAAACAGAUGUGCCCCUACAUGUGAAUGGUACUGCAACAAUUGUAAGCAGAGAAAGAGUACGAAAUUGCUAUCAAAAUGCUCAGAAUGCAAGCAAUACCGCAGCAUGGAUGCAAAAGUGUGUGAUGCUUGCCUACAUAAAGAUGGCACAGUAUUUGACUGCUUCAACUGCAAGAACAAUAAAAACUCUUAAGCAGAAAUGGCACUAUCUAGUUAUUUUGUAUUGUAUAAAGUAAUAGAGCUAAUAAAGUACCUGUAUUGUUUGCGAAAAA